CAUUUUUAUUUGUUCAGAUAAUAUAAAAUGCUUAUAGAGUAUUAUUCCUCUGCCAAAGACAGCUAAAUAAUUAAUAAGUGUUUAUAAAUAACUUAGUAUCCAUAGCUGCUUAUAUUUAGUGGAUGUGAUUUAGCCCUUAAAGGUCACAUAGUUAAUGGUGGUGUGUUGUUUGCUUUUUUAAAUGAUAUAUUGAGGGGUUUUUUUCCCCUUCUAAUUGCUUGCCUAAUUUGCCUUUGUUUUUCUGUUAUAUGAUAAAGGAAAAUAUUUCAUUGUGCAGACAGGGAGCUAUCUUUAGCAGCUUUUUUUAGUUUAUUCCGGAAGCGUGACUAGGAAGCAGCAGUAUCAACUGUAUCAGUAAUUUGUAAAUGGACUAUUGAAGACAAAGACUUACAUAAAGGGUUAAAUGUUGUCUCUUUGAAGUCAGCCUGACAAACUACAGCAAGAAUGUUUCUCAAAUGCAAAAAAGGUUCUUCCUCUGCGCUUUUUCCUUUUGCUCCCAUCAACAUUCAGUUUUCUACAAACAUUAAUAAUAAUAUUAGCAACAAGUUACUUUUUUUACUGGUAAAAAGAGAAAUCUGGGAACGAAAUGCAAAGCGCCUUGAGGAACAUUCACCGGGUGUUUUUUUAAAUCGCACACCACGCUUAAUAGGUUGCAAAUACUUGCUGUGAAAAUAGCACACACACCUUUCCUGCGGGCAACCAUUAUUUAAGUCAUUUGUUUCACGUCUGUUGGGUAAGCUGCAGCUUGCUCCAAGCUGUUACUGUGGACAUAUUAUUAACGUUUUUAUUUCUGGAGGUGUUCUUCACGCCUGCCUCUACCUGGCAUCGGGGCAAACGGCAGAUGAAGUUAAGCUUAUCACCCCCUUUCCCCCCCCCAGUAACCACAAGAAGCGAAUCAGGUGAGUCGGGUGCUGCCCGGCGCGGUUUCACGGUGGCCGGGGAAGCUCAGCCCUGAAGAGAAAAGCGGUGCCUGGAAGCACCGCACGGGAGGGUGCCCGCCGCGUCCGAGCAGGCCGCCCCGCCACCUGAGGCAACGCAGCCGGGCUGGCGGAGGAAAACCUUCCUGCGGCCGCCGAGGCAUCCCCGACCGCCGCUCGUGGCUGGAACAGGGCUGGGCACGACCAGGAGCCGCCGCUCCGCGCUGGAGCCGCGCCCGGCAGCGCCCGGCGGCCUCCCCGCUCCCACAAGGCCGCGCGGCGGCAGCGGCCUCCGGUGCUCCCGGCGGGCCCCGCCGCGCCGCUCCUCCUUCGCUCGGCCCAUCGGCUGCUCUCCCCUCGCCGCUCCUCCAUCGCUCGGCCCAUCGGCUGCUCUCCCCUCGCCGCCCGUUGCUAGGCAGGCCCGGGCGCAGCCGCCGCCGUUUCCUACCCGCUCGGAGGGGGCCGGUGGCGGCGGGACGCGGCGCCCCGCUCGCCCCGCUCGCCCCGGGCAUGGAGGGGAACAAGAGAAGAACCAAAGAAGAUACUUGGAAAUCAGAAGAACUGAGGAAACAUCUUAGGGCAUCACAACCAGGUAGUCAAAAUGAAGACCAAAAGCACCGAGAAAAGAAACUGCCAAAAGAUAAGUCUGUUCAUGACACAGAUGCUCAUAAACAUGAACACAAAGACAGAGGGAAGAGCAGGGAAAGAACAAGAGAGAGAGAGAGAUUUAAAUCUGGUGAAAGAGAGAGGGAUAAAAUGAGAGAGAGAGAGAGGGGGAAAGAGCACUCAGGAGAAGGAGACCAAGAAAGAUACAAAUAUAAGCUUCAAGAGUCAAAUUUGAAGAAGGAAAAAUACAGUGUACCAAAAGAUAAAGACAGGGAGAGUGAUAGAGAAGGAGACAAAAAGCAUAAGAGACAUGAGGUAAAGCAAAUAGAUACACAAAACAAUCUGAAAUCAUAUGAAGGAAGAGAUAAAGAACAUCACAGAAGAAGAGAAAGCAGGCAUUGUUUGGAGGAGGAGAAAACAAGAAGUGAAGAGCGAGAAAGAAGAGAUACAGAAAAGAAGGAUUAUGAUACUAAAAGAAGCAUUGACAAAAUUUUAGCCUACAAAGUUCAAGAAGGUGGACGGGUACACAGGUUACAAAAAGAUCAAGAGUCAGAUAAAGAGAGAGAAAGAAGACAUAGAGAAAAAAAAGAGCAUUCUGUGAGGCCAGGAAAAGACAGGCUUUCCAAAGAGAGAAGUCAUAAACGUUAUGAAAAGGAAGAGGAAGAAAGGCAUAAAUCAAAGAGAUCUAAAGAGAGAUCUUCCCAUGGACACAGAGAAGGGCAACCAGAAGAAGCUACUGAGAGACUGAAAAGUAGAGAAAAUGAAAGAAAGAAGAGUGAUCGAAGGAACAGUGAAGACAAAAGAGAGGAGAGGAUUCAAGAAGAAAUGAGCCAUCAGGUUGUAAGAACUGUAAAAGACAGAGGAAAACUUAUUGAAGAAGAGGACAAGAAUACAAGGCAAGAGGAGAUAAAAGAUACACACAUCUCUAAUUCAGACAAGGGAUUUGAUAACUUUUCAGAAAAUUAUGAAGAUGACUUUGAAGAUUAUGAAGAUGAUUUUGAUGAUGAUGAUGAUGAAGACAGAAGUGGUGAAGAGAGAGAUGCAGAAGAAAACCUUAGAGAGACUAAAUUUUCCAGAACAUCUGAAAUUGAAGAAAUUCAAAGAGCAAUUAGUGCAGAAAAUGAUAGAAUUUUCACUUCACUGCCAAAUGAAACAGAAAAUGAAAAAAAGGAACCAAUUAUGGAAAGGAAAUGCCCUGCUGUCAGAAACUCUUAUUGUGGAAUAUUCAUGGAUUUUAAAAUGGCAAACCAACGACAAAGUAGCCGAAAUAUUGCUAGUAAGCUGAAAAAACGGAGUUCAGAACUUCUCCCACUCAUUGAUCUGGACUUCUCAGUUAGUUUUUCUUUAUUGGAUUUGCCUCCUGUAAAUGAGUACGACAUGUAUAUCAGGAACUUUGGUAAAAUGAACACUAAGCAGGCAUAUGUUCAAUGUAAUGAGGACAAUCUCGAGAGAGACAUUCAGACUGAGGAAGUUGAGAUGUUGGAGAAAUGGACGCAGCAUCCAGGAGAAAGUGCCCUUGUAUCUGGAGGUCCCAUAAGCAGCCAGGAUGUGUCAGUGAAUGGAGCACUGACACCUCAGAUUGAUUCACAGAGGCUAACAGAUUUCCUUCGGUCUGCUUGUCAGGUGAUUGCUGUUUUGCUAGAGGAAGAUCAAGUUGCAACACAACCCAGGUGGAAACUAAGAUCUGGACAAACCAGUCUGUCUAUUAGUGAUAGCUGUUUCCAGUUAAAUACUAACCAGCCAUUCCUCCAUGACCGAAAAAUAUCCUGCCUUUAUGUGUCUCAAGUUCAGAGGCAGACACUACUUUCUGUUCAUGGAUUACCUAAAAAGGCAAGUGUUGGUUUACUGAACAGAAAGAGCAUCAUAUGUGUUUGGAACAUCUGGCAGCCCUCCAGUCCUCAGAAGGUUUUAAUAUGUGACUCAGAGGUGAUAUGUUGCUGCUUUAGUCCCAGUAAAGCAACCUUGGUUUUUGCUGGAACAAUAGAUGGUUCAUUGUUGGUGUGGGAUCUUCGAGAAGAGUCGAGAAUGCACCCUCAUAUGAUGAUCAGUGAAACUGGCUGGACAUUUAGAGUGCCAACGUUUUCCACUGAUGGCAUUCUCAACUCAGUAAGCCACACCUCUCCUAUACUAGCAGUGGAACCUGUCUCAGCCUCUCUCUACACUGAUCCGAAUUAUGGACUUUCAAGCCUCUCCAACCAGGAGGAAAUAUCAGGUCAUCCAUUUCAGAUAGCUUCAAUGGAUGAAAAUGGAAUCCUCAAUAUGUGGGUGGUUGUUGAAUUACAAAAAGUGGAUUUAGCUGGUUCACAAGCUGAUUUAGGUUUAAUACCUGGAGGGAAAGUGAAGUUAGUACAUAGCUCUACUAUGGAAUUAAAUAACAGCUUUUUCCCAAAGGAUGUGCGCCAGAGAAUGCCCCAGACACUGACUAUUAAAUUUCUGUCUUCUAAUCCUAAUCAUUUCAUUGUUGGAACAAACAUUGGGCUGGUAGGCCAUGGUACAAGGCAUGAUUUAAAAGUUUUUCCAAAGCUAUUCAGACCCCAGGAGAGUGGGCUCAGAUCAAUAAGCAUCAAUGCAAUUGAUUUCUUCCCUUUUGGAAAGCCACUAUUUUUGGUUGGCUGUUCAGAUGGAAGCAUUAGAUUACACCAAAUGACAUCAGAGUAUCCCCUCAUGCAGUGGAAUGACAGCACAAAUGGGCAGCCAGUUAUUGCCCUACAGUGGGCUUUAACAAGACCCUCUGUCUUUUUUGUCCUGGAUGCAUCAUCUAAUAUUUACAUUUGGGAUCUUCUGGAAAAUGAUUUGUUGCCUGUGGCAAAGCAGGCUAUUCCAUCAGAGACUGUUGUAACUAUGGCUCUGCUGGGAGAACCAGAAAAACCAAAUGGAUUAUUAGGCAUUGCACUGGCCAAAGGAUCUGGACAGAUAGACAUUCAGUAUGUAAAAAAGAAGUGGGCCUUACAUCAGCCUGAGGAAUGUAAAAAACUACAUUCAAUUUUAAUGCAGUCUUUUUAGAAACAGUAUUACCUAUCUGGGUGUACAAAUUAUUGCAAAAUCUUUAGAUUAUUUUUGACUGCGAUUAAAAGAUUUGUAAUGUAAUUUUUUUUUAUUUGUAUAUAACUUGUGAAUAUUUUAAAGAACAUCAAUACAAUAUUUCAGCUGAAACAAUGUAUUUUAGUAUUUAAAAUGGCAGAACCAAAUUUAGCAUUAUUGUACUCAAGAAGAUGAUGAACUGUAUUUCAUUAUUGAAAGUACUCUAGAUGGAUAUAUUUUUUUUUAAAUAUUGAAAAUAUAUUCCUAUAAAUUACA
Molecule: messenger RNA, 4820 nt
Organism: Apus apus (common swift)
Lineage: Eukaryota; Metazoa; Chordata; Aves; Apodiformes; Apodidae
Gene: DYNC2I1
Product: dynein 2 intermediate chain 1
Exons: 24
Coding region: 1428-4526 (1032 amino acids)
Biological process (GO): intraciliary transport
Cellular component (GO): cytoplasmic dynein complex
Molecular function (GO): dynein heavy chain binding; dynein light chain binding
Source: RefSeq, a predicted model, not a curated record